Hippocampus zosterae (dwarf seahorse) is the source of this 864-nucleotide messenger RNA. RefSeq names its product gremlin-1-like. The record is from RefSeq and is a predicted model, not a curated record. Gene Ontology annotation, molecular function: receptor ligand activity; BMP binding. The transcript is spliced from 2 exons. NCBI's taxonomy places the organism in Eukaryota, Metazoa, Chordata, Actinopteri, Syngnathiformes, Syngnathidae. Gene Ontology annotation, biological process: animal organ morphogenesis. The coding region runs from base 297 to 848 and encodes 183 amino acids.
UUCAAGCGUUUCAGGGGGCGGAUAAGUUUAGAUUUUCUCCAUAUCGUUGUUAGCCAAUAAUGUUGAGGGAAGUGUUGUUCGCAUCUCAGCUGGCAGACAUUUAAAAGGGGAGACAGUACGGCGCUGCAGCAAUUUCUCUUAGAACCCGUGCUCCCCUCAAGUCUAUGGAGGACUUGGUCUCCCACCUUGCCAAGGUCCCCGCGGUGUACAGUGGACAGUGAUUGUGGGUGCCCGCCUCGGGAAGGUGCUGCUGAGGAUUGACAACAUUCAGUCAUCGCCGCAUUGAGGAUUGCAGGAUGGCCAAGUGGACGAGUAUCAUGUGCAGCACGCUGUUCCUGCUCGUCGGCUUGCUAUCCACUCCGGGGGAGCCCAAAAGAAACCGAGGCUCCCAGGGCGCCAUUCCUCAUCUCAACAAAAACAAUCCGAACGAGUCGGAGCGCCAGCCUCGACCCCCGGGGACCGGCUCACGGCCCCGCCAGAGGCAAGGCUCGCCCUCCCCGGCAGACGAGGUUCUGGAGUCCAGCCAGGAGGCUUUACACGUGACCGAGCGGCAGUACUUGAAACGGGACUGGUGCAAGACGCAGCCCCUCAAGCAGACCAUCCACGAGGAGGGCUGCGUCAGCCGCACUAUCAUCAACCGCUUCUGCUACGGACAGUGCAACUCCUUUUACAUCCCAAGACACAUCCGCAGGGAGGAGGGAGCCUUCCAAUCGUGCUCUUUCUGUAAACCCAACCGCUUUACCACCAUGACUUUUACUUUGAACUGUCCCGACCUGCAGCCGCCCACCAAGAAGAAACGCAUCCAGCGCGUAAAACAGUGUCGCUGUAUAUCCAUUGACUUGGACUAGCCAACGCUUAAGUCAA